Messenger RNA from Monascus purpureus, 318 nucleotides. The record is from the annotation of a GenBank genome assembly. Lineage: Eukaryota; Fungi; Ascomycota; Eurotiomycetes; Eurotiales; Aspergillaceae.
AUGAGUGACGAGUCCGGGCCUCGGUGCGCAAGGAGUGUUUUAUGGAACGUACGGGUGUCUUGCAGACUUUGGAUUGAUGCAUUUAAAUGCCGUGUCUGCAGGCAGGGGAGCGCCGAUCGAUGGCUUUGCAUUUCGAUUCUCCACACAGCGUCGCUAGAUCAGGGCAAACCAGCAUGGUGGCUGUGUAAUCAAUUAGGAGAUCUCAUAUCGGACUCGGGGGUCUGUUAUUCUCGAAUUUCCUUCUUAUUUGCUACCGUUGCCAUUCAUUUUCUCGCCUCUCUUAGAGAGAGCCGUCGUUCCUUUUGGGGUUGCCUCUAG